Triticum dicoccoides is the source of this 2125-nucleotide messenger RNA. Its product is annotated as zinc finger BED domain-containing protein RICESLEEPER 1-like. The record is from RefSeq and is a predicted model, not a curated record. Bases 48 to 1001 code for a protein of 317 amino acids. Gene Ontology annotation, molecular function: DNA binding; protein dimerization activity. NCBI's taxonomy places the organism in Eukaryota, Viridiplantae, Streptophyta, Magnoliopsida, Poales, Poaceae. The transcript has 2 exons.
CUGGAUUAUGUCUAGAUGUGUCAACAAGGUGGAAUUCAACAUACAAGAUGUUUGAUUCUUGUACUCCCUAUAGGCCUGUUUUUCAUGAAUAUGCAGACUCUGAUAUGAAUUACACGUGGGAGCCUUCUCAUGCAGAUUGGAAUAUGUAUUCCAAGGUGCAACCAAUCUUGACGCAAUUUGCUGAGAUAACUAAGGUGUUAUCAGGAUCUGUAUACCCUACUGCAAGUAUCUUUUACCCUUAUAUAGUGACUGUCAAAAUGGAGAUAGUUGUUGCAUGUCAUUCUAAAGAUAAGCAUCUAUCAGCUAUGGCGUACGCAAUGAUAGAUAAAUUUGAUAAGUAUUGGGCGGAGAAAAACAAUGUUAUGGUUCUUGCUACUGUUUUAGAUCCUAGGUGGAAGAUGAGAUUUGUUGGUUACUGUUUUAGAAAGAUUUAUGGUGAAACCAAGGGCUGUGAGGAGGAAGCUGAGGUUAGAAAGGAGUUGUACAACCUAUAUGACACUUAUGAGGCUGAGUAUCGCCAAAAGAAUUCUGCUACUCAAAAUACUGGAGGUACGUCUUUGAGUAUGCAAUCAAGGGCAUCAACAACCACAGUACGACCAAGUGGUUUUCGGAACUAUCUACAAGCAACAGCUACAGAAGCAUCUAAAUCAGAAUUGCUCCUCUAUUUGGAUGAAGCAAAUGUAGAUCCCGAAGACACAACAUUUGUGUUACUUGAUUGGUGGAAGGUGAAUGCUCAUAGGUUCCCCGUUAUAUCCAAGAUGGCACGUAGAUUGUUGACUAUACCCGCUACUAGUGUUUCUUCCGAGUCAACUUUCUCUACAGGAGGUAGAAUCCUUGAUGAUUACCGGAGUUCUCUACGUCCAGCAAUGGUCGAGGCAUUAGUAUGUGCCUCUAGCUUCAUACGAGGUUCACACCAGGACAAUCAACCACCAAUAAUAGUGGAUGAGAAGGAGGAUGUUGAAUUCAUACCAUUUCCUAAGAGUGAGGUGGCAAGCUCUUGAAUGACAAGUUUGCUGCCUAAUCUAUUUCUUGCUAGUAGGUUGUAAUUAUCAAAUUCUUAUAUGUUUGAUUGGUAAUAGCUAUUAAUUAUCGAAAUCUUAUCUAGUUUGGCAUUUCAAUUUGCACAGGUACUCAAAAUAAAUGUAUAUGGGAUGCUGGACAUGUGGGAGUGGAAGACCUUUUGGAGUUUUGGUAGAUGCUAGCAGCAUGUGAUGGAUGGAUGAUUGAUCAUCAACAAUUGAACAUUGAUGCCGCAGCUGCAACUUAUGCUUAAUUUCCUAUCUCUCUAUGAAUUGUGGUCUGUGCCCUUUAAUGUAAUGCGAACCUUGGAAUAUUAUGCUGCAUGAAUUUUCGACUGUUAAGCUACCUACAAUGUGAUAGUGGACUUUUAUGUGGAUUUUUAAGUACUUCUGGUUUCUGUACACGUUUUUGUCACAAGUGUGAAUAUUGUGGUCAUGCUGCCUUGCUGUUGUGACAAGGAAAUUGCAUCUGUUUGGUGAUGUAUAUGUUUAAUAUAUACAUACUAAUUUUUAUCAUAAUGUAGGUUUUAUGGACAUUUAUUUAACGAGCUUAACAAGCUAAACGAGCCAGCUCGCGAGUUAUACGAGUCGAGCCAAUCUUGAAUUUGAACUCGUUAUAGUAACGAAUCGAGUCGAGCUAGCUCGUUAACAAAACGAGCUUUAGCGAGUCGAGUCGAGCUGGCUCGACUCGGCUCGAAUUCCAGCCCUAGUACCAAUGGUAGCUUGUACUUUCACAUUACAUUGUUUGCUUUCACACUGUCCACUUUCUAGUAAGAAAUAGUGCCUACUUUCUUUGGAGAAAAAAAACAUUGUCCACACUACUACAUGUCCAAAACAUCAUUUGUUUAUCGGUCCCACCAAGCUGAUUCUUUACUUUCCGCAUUAUCUAGUCUUCUCGACUUCUCAGUUCUUCAGACAUGUUUUUUUAGCUAGAGACCUUAUAACAAUUGUUAUAUACUAAUUUGCACUAAAAGCAAUUAAAGAUGUAUGUACAAAAGGGGUCAAAAAGAAAAGGAGAUGGCCAAGCCCAUCUAACCAAUGCCUACUCUUGGAAACAUGUCUAACUCAAGGAUCUUUCAGACUACGAAAGUGUGGCAAUCCGGUCU